AACUGAUUGACCUGCAUGCUGCACCAGGAUUGGUGCCGGCACGAUAAUGGCAGCAGAAAAUUCAACCGCAGUCUCCCCGGCGUCGACAAAGGGACCCGCGGCCGCAACCUCAACCUCCAUCACAUCUCCUCAAGCAAAGAUUGAAGCCUCAUCCGACACCCAGAACCUCUCGACCAUUCCUGCAAGCGCGGCUCCUGGAGGCUCAGAAGUGCAAGUGCCACAGGUGGACGGGACAGGAGACAAGGCAGUGGAACAUCCGACAGCAGAGCCUCCCCUGUCGCCGGCAGUGUCGAAAACAUCCUCUCAGGGUGCUUCGUCCCAUGCGCAAACUUCUGGCCCCGUUGCACUGGAUUCUGCUGCCCGAACCACUCCUAUCCACCCCUCCAUCCCCACUAUCAAGGUACCCCUAGGUGCUACCGAUACGACCGCUCCAAACACCAAUCCUCUGACCUUGGCGCCCUUCACCGAGGCAGAGCUGCAGAAAUAUGGCUAUGAGAAACUCCGCUCGUCGCUGAUCAAUUCAGGCCCCCCUGGACAAGCGCAUGGGCAGCAAAAUGGUGGGAUCAACCUGGACAAAAUUCGCGAGAUGAAGGAAGAGACAGCCCUUUUGCUGAAGCAGAAACUGGAGGAAAGAGAAACUAAAAUCCGCGAGAUUGAGAAAGAAAUGGACGAAAAGGAGAAGAUUCGUGAGGUGGAGCGGAAGGUGUUUAGGAAGAAGAUGGGAAAAGAUGCGACGGAGGCAAAGUGAUGAUAUUGAACUGCUUCUAAUUGAUGACAAGCAUCUUAUCGAUUGCUAUGGCCUACAGGCUAAUGGCAGCGCUCGCUCACGAAUGAGAACGGCCAAUGUCCUAACCACAAGACCACGGAUGAUAUCUUCCGCAACGCCCUUGGUCUCUGUCCUUCACCGACAACCGCGUCUGCACACCCUUGGGAAACUGGAGCCCGCCACAAUGGAGGCUCUCUGCCUAGCAUGUAUCAGCAUCAAUAACCAGUGUCAACUCGAACUUUCCAACAAACCCACCGAUAAUGUGGCGAAAUCUUGUUUCCUCGAUUACGACUGUCUCUCGCUAGGCCAUCACAGUGGUACUGGUCCCUUCGCGAGGGCUGAAUGCCGAAAUCACCCCUUUCAGCCACAGAGGGUCAACUGCAGACUGACACCACUGGGACAGUCCUUCUGCUGUCCCCAGUCAUUCCACGUGUUGUAUGCGCUCUUGCAAUAUGAUUCACCGGCAGAACACUUCACAGCGACACAAUUGCCCUCAAACACCUCGUUUCCGUCGAGAACAGGUACCAAGGACAAUCCGUAUUCUGCAAAAGAGUGUUGGAUGCCAACCAUUCCCACAUAGUCUCCCAGACCAUCAGCAUCACCAGUGGUGUCCGCAAGCUCAUUUCCAACAUCCUCAGUCGACUCAUCCAACCAACCGGCCUCUCCAGCAUCGACCAUGCUAAGAUCCCACCAGGUCGAUGUGUCGGUCGCUGUGUACUCUAGCUGGAUCGGGGCAGUGUUGUCUACAUCUGUACGCCAGAUCUUCCAGCUAACGCCAAGGUUACGGUCGUGUUCGAAUGAAUGCGACCAAGUUUGACCAGGUUGAAGGAUACCCAAAACUUCUUCGGGUUUGGCUUCAUUUCCGCCACGGGCGCCAUGCACAAUGUUACUGUUGACGGGAAAGGUGCAUUUGUUGUACACUAAUGCAGAGGCACCCUUGCUGGACGCCGAUUUGGUAUGUUGGGCUACACCGAUUGAGGCAGAUUGUGUUGCUAUGUUGUGUAUGGUUGGUGUAGGACCGAGGCCAGCCUUUUUUCCAGACGCAGUUCCCUGGAUAUUUGUGUAAGGUGAAGGCAUAGGCGAUCUCUUGGACACUGGAGUUGUGUACAAACCCCCGCGCAUGGCCGUGAAGGUGUGCGGGUCGAAGACAAGGGCACCCCCGCCAUGGAUGUCGCCUUGGAUUGCUGGAACCGAGUCGCCAUCUGUCGAAAACGGGACAGCAUGAACCAUGCGAUUUUGCCAGAGAACAGCAUUAAUCGCCACAAGCCCAAAGGCACAGUGAAUUUUGACCAUUGUGCUAGCCUUUACGGUCAAUUAUUCUCUUUUGUCGGACGAGAAGCAAGUCGAUUCAGGAGGGAGCUGGCUGAAUAUUUGAGCUGCUUUUGUGUGCUUGCAAGGCUUCUAGAUUUUGACUUGAGUCGAUGAGAACCGCAGACCAUAGACUGCCAAUGGGUAGUCAUCACGGCAUCUUAUACGAUUGCGAAGAGGCACUUGUAGAGUCGGGGCAUCCUCUGUUUCCCUAACAGGACCCGGGCUUAAUUCAUGGUUUCGGACUCGGAUCGAUCGCCCUGUCGCCUUCAUUGGGAGAAUGAGCAUCAAAGUCCGGAACUACGAGUAGCUGCGAGAAUAUCAACAUUCUGGUCAGUCAAUUUCUCGUCAUAUGGAGUCUAUCAUCUCAAAGAAAAGACGAAGUCGGACGGAGUAUGCGACUCAGGACGCGGACCAGAGCAUCCUGAAGGCUGAAAUAGUCGCCCGUAGUCCAUGAGAGCUGCGUCUGAAGAUUCAGGCCAAGUUAUGGUUAGCUGAAAAAGCCUCCCCUUCGGCCGAACAAUCGUUAGGCAAGGCCUGUGUCGCUGCGUACAAUGUGGAGAGCUUGUCAUGGAGGCCAAAAACCCACCCUUUCGAUGGUCAAGGUCAAAUCCCCGGUUGUGUGAAGUCAAAAUCGAGAAAAUGAGUGGAGCCACCCACAUGGUGGGCU
Messenger RNA from Exophiala mesophila, 2744 nucleotides. RefSeq lists its product as uncharacterized. The coding region runs from base 47 to 748 and encodes 233 amino acids. The transcript has a single exon. Lineage: Eukaryota; Fungi; Ascomycota; Eurotiomycetes; Chaetothyriales; Herpotrichiellaceae. The record is from RefSeq and is a predicted model, not a curated record.